Molecule: messenger RNA, 1203 nt
Organism: Syngnathus acus (greater pipefish)
Lineage: Eukaryota; Metazoa; Chordata; Actinopteri; Syngnathiformes; Syngnathidae
Exons: 3
Coding region: 92-1093 (333 amino acids)
Biological process (GO): G protein-coupled receptor signaling pathway
Cellular component (GO): membrane
Molecular function (GO): oxysterol binding; G protein-coupled receptor activity
Source: RefSeq, a predicted model, not a curated record
CACAACUCUAUAUGUCAUGAGGGGAAGUCCGUUGAUGUUAAUUAAUUGUGGUGCUUGACGCAUUGUAAACUAUUUUUCCCACUAUAUCUCCAUGGCUGCUGGCAACGGCACCAUCGGUGAUCAGAGCAGCUGUGAUGUGCUCGUCCACCAGCAAGCCGCCAUGGUUCUCGUCCCAGUUUUCUACUCUCUGGUUUUCAUUUUCAGCUUGUUCGGCAAUGUUUUGGUCCUGGCGGUGAUCUGCCAGGGACGGCAGAAGUUAAACUCUACCGCUGUAUAUCUGCUCAACCUGGCCUUGUCGGACUGCCUGUUCACGCUGACACUACCGGGCAGGAUCGUUUACUACAUCCGCUGCUUUGACUGGCCCUUUGGUGACCUACUCUGCAGGAUUAGCACACUCCUCUUUUUCACCAACACAUAUGCAGGUAUUGGCUUCAUGACCUGCAUCAGUCUGGAUCGCUAUCUGGCUGUGGUACACCCUCAGCGGCUGCACUGCCUGCGUCGGGUCAAGAUGGUCCGCUGGAUCUGUUGCUUGGUUUGGGCUCUAGUGUCCGCUCAGGUUGCUCCUCUGCUGUUCCGCGACAUGCUGCAGCAUCACGAGGGCAGACGGACCUGCAUGGAGUACUUCAACCACAAUAGCUCCCUUUGGAUGCCGUAUUUCCUGAUCUUGGGAUGUGUCAUCUCCUUCUGCUGCCCGCUUGCUGCCAUCCUGGCCUCCUACGUCAGCGUCCACCUGAAGCUGCGGGCGGCAGCCGAGCAGAACCCCGCCUCGAGAAAGAACCAACGAACCAACGUCAUCAUCCUCCUCAUCCUGCUCACCUUCAUUGUGUGCUUCAGCCCGUACCACCUCAACGUGAUGCAGUUCAUGUGCCGAAGUAUUCACCAUGAGGUCUCGUGUGAGGAGCUGAGGGGCUUUAAGUUGUCUUCCCAAAUUACUGUCUUGCUCAUGAACUUCAACUGCUGCUUGGACCCGAUCAUCUACUUCUUCGCCAUGAAGACCCACAAGGAAAUGUUGAGCCUCUUUAAGGACCGCCUGUGCCCUUCCUCCAACGCCACCUCAUCCGAAAGAGCCAAAAACACCAGCAGCAACAGCUGAGAAAUCAACACAGCGUAAUCCAGGGGUGUCAAACUCAUUUUUUUGGCGGGCCGCAUUGUAGUCAUAGCUUCUUUCGGAGGGCCAUUAUGACUGUCAACCCAAAUAAAUGU